AUGCACGAUCCUAGGCCCAUCAUCACUUACACAUACUAUGAUGCAAGUGUGGCGUUAUGAAGUAAACAGCAUGCUCCAAUUUUUGUUUGUAUAUCCUUUCUCUGCUCAUGUAAAUGGAACAAGUCCAAAUCCUCACGCAAUACAUAGAAAACAAACUAGUCCCUUUCAAGUUUGAUGCUGUUAUAAUUACUUUUGUUCUGUAUGCUGGCUUCAUCCUCUCUUCUCUCCUAGCUGUUAUAACCAAGACGGUAGAUAGCACAGAAUUGCAAAGCUGAAGUGCCGUGUGUUGUUAGUGGAAAUGAAGAAGCAGUGUUGUGAAGAUUCAGAGGCAAAUGUUGGAUCAUGGCAAUGCUGGUUCGACGAUGCAUGCAUCCUUGACAUGGAUUACUUUGUGAAGACCCUUUCAAGCAUCAAACAGAAAGGCGUUCGUGCAGACUUGAUUGGUUCCAUCAUCACUCAUUACGCCUCCAUAUGGCUCCCUGACCUCUCUGCCUCUGCUGAAAAUGGUGUCACCACUCACUUCCACUCCCCGGAAAGCGUCACGACAUCAUGGAUGAAGAAGAGGUUCUUUGUGGAAACCUUGGUGAGUGUUCUGCCUCCUGAGAAGGAUUCUGUCCCAUGCAACUUCCUCCUUCGCCUUCUGAGAACCGCCAACAUGGUUCGGGUUGAUGCCACUUAUAAAGCUGAGCUUGAGAAUCGCAUUUCGUGGCAGCUUGACCAAGCUUCUCUCAAAGAGCUCAUGAUACCCUCCUUCAGCCACACGUGUGGGACUCUCUUGGAUGAUGAGCUUGUCUUGAGGUUGGUUAAGAGGUUUGUGAGUUUAGACCGUGAUGGUGCUGCUUUGGUUAAGGUGGCCAAGUUGGUUGAUUGCUACCUAGCUGAGGCUGCUGUGGAUGCCAAUUUGACCCUGUCUGAGUUCCUUGCACUUGCUAGAGCUCUUCCAAGCCAUGCAAGAGCCACGGAUGAUGGCUUGUACCGAGCCAUUGACACUUAUCUAAAAGCACAUCCAGGUGUGUCAAAGCAAGAAAGAAAGGGCCUGUGUAGGCUGCUUGAUUGCCGGAAACUCACACCAGAGGCCUCACUUCAUGCAGCUCAAAACGAGCGGUUGCCUGUCAGAGCUGUGAUUCAGGUGCUCUUCUCUGAACAAACCAAACUCAACCAGCAUAUAGAUUGGAGUAGCUCCUUCAGUGGCUUGAGGAGUCCGAAUGGGGGCCUCGACCCACCGGCACGAUGCCUUUCAAAGCGUGAAAUGAGUGCUCAGCAAAUGGAGAUAAGGAAGCUGAAGGAAGAUGUUUACAGGCUGCAAAGACAGGUCAAUGCCAUGCAAGUGCAGAUGGAGAGGUUGGCGGCAAAGAAGAAGGGCUUAUUCAAAUGGAAGAAGUUUGGAAUGCCUAUGUUUAGUAGAAGUGUGGCAGUGGGAGAGGUGGAGAACAUUGAUGAGGAAGAAGAAGAGGAGACUGAAAGGGAAGUCAGAUUUGGAGGGCAAACGCCUAUGGACAUGAAAGCCAGUCUGGUCAAAAGUAGGACUCCCCACAAGUGGAGGAAAUCUAUGUCCUGAAACAUAGGCUAUGAAUGAAAACUAUAAUUUUGUGUUAAUUUGUUACAUUAUACAAGCUCCUUUUUUGGAGUUAGACUGGAGGAGUAAUGUAAGAUAUAACUCUGUCUUAUUUGGAAUGAAUUCAAUAAAGAUGUGAGCGUACCAAA
Cajanus cajan (pigeon pea) is the source of this 1704-nucleotide messenger RNA. RefSeq names its product Phototropic-responsive NPH3 family protein. The record is from RefSeq and is a predicted model, not a curated record. Lineage: Eukaryota; Viridiplantae; Streptophyta; Magnoliopsida; Fabales; Fabaceae.